Messenger RNA from Nannospalax galili (Upper Galilee mountains blind mole rat), 4164 nucleotides. RefSeq names its product ADAMTS like 5 (gene Adamtsl5). The record is from RefSeq and is a predicted model, not a curated record. Gene Ontology annotation, cellular component: extracellular matrix. Gene Ontology annotation, molecular function: protein binding; metalloendopeptidase activity. NCBI's taxonomy places the organism in Eukaryota, Metazoa, Chordata, Mammalia, Rodentia, Spalacidae. Bases 1027 to 2505 code for a protein of 492 amino acids. Gene Ontology annotation, biological process: extracellular matrix organization. The transcript is spliced from 14 exons.
GAGGAGCUGCAAGCAGGGCGGUACCGGGUGGGGCGUCAGUGACGGCAGCGCCCCGGAAUGCGGCAGGGAGGGUCCCCCGCCCAGCUGCGCCACACACGAGUGAUGGGGCCCAGUGGGGAGCCCAGGCUGAGGAGCCUGGUUGGGGGUGACGGGGACUGGAUUGGGGAGCCUGGGCUCGAGGUGAUGAGACGGGGAGGGUUCUCGGGAUUCAGGGGUCCACUCACUCCCGGCGCCCCCGAGCCCGGGCUCUGCGCAUUCCCGGGCCCUGAGCGCCUCGCCCAGAAUAGCAGCUUGGAGCCUCCCCCAGUUGCACCGCCCAAGGUCGAGGCCCCGCGGACACCGGGACACCCGGGACAGAACCGCGGCUCUGUGGCUAGUCCCCUGCCGCAGCUCCGCGCUCAACUCCUGCGCGCUCUGCGUCCGCGCGAGGGCGCCCCGGGUCUACGCCCUUGGUGACCCCGGGCUGGGUGCGCCCUGGAGGGAGGGACAGACCGAGUUCCCAGACCCGCACCUCCGGCCCCACCACUUCCGCUCGUGAGGGUCCAGAGCGCCUUGCCUUGGGCUCUGCACAGCGGGCUCGUUCAGCCAGGCGGGGAUCACGAGGAGCGUGUGGGAGGCAAAUGCCUUCAUCCGGUCUCUGCACACAGGGAAACUGAGGCCCUGACGUCAGCCUCACCCUGUCAUUUUCCUCUGAAGUCCUCCCCUCCCAGGAGAUCAAACCAUGGGGCCCGCACUGGAAGGAAGCCAGUUCCUGACUCCGACACCCCACUGGCUGCCCCCUCUUCAGGGUCUCAGACUCACCGACUGAGCCCAGCUGGCUCCCACUGCACAGAUGGAGAAACUGAGGCUUGGGGGAAGCGGAGAAGCUGGAAAGGUGCAUGAAAGGGCUGGACCCUGGCAGCCCGCUACGCACCCUGUACUUGGAUGAUUCCUUCAAUCAUCUAGCAUUGACUAAGCGUCUCCUAGACCCAGGUGCACAGAGAAGUCCAGCUACCGUCAAAGACCACACAGCCCGCCAAGCCUGCGAUGGCCACGCGCGCCCAUCCAGUUGACCCCCACCUCUGCUCCCGCAGACCCCGCGGCGCCCAGAACCUUCGGUUCUCGCUGUGGAUCCUGGUGAGCUGUGUUUUAGGUGGCGCUGCUCAGGGUCCCGGGGAGUGGGCGUCCUGGGGGUCCUGGAGUCGCUGUUCUAGCUCCUGUGGGCGGGGUGUCGCCGUGCGCAGCCGCCGUUGCGUCCGGCUACCGGGAGAAGAUCCUUGCUGGGGCGACAGCCACGAAUACCGCGUGUGUAGGCUGCAGGACUGCCCACCAGGGGCUGCAUCCUUCCGAGAUCUACAGUGCGCUCUCUACAAUGGACAUCCGGUCCUGGGCACCCAGAAAACCUACCAGUGGGUGCCCUUCCACGGGGCACCCAACCUGUGUGACCUCAACUGCCUAGCAGAGGGCCACGCCUUCUACCACAGCUUCGGGCGGGUCCUGGACGGCACCCCCUGCAGCCCGGGAACCCAGGAUCUCUGCGUGGCAGGCCGGUGCUUGGCCCGGAGCCUUGAAGCCCUGUCCCCGCAGAGCGCCGGCUGUGACGGGCUGCUGGGCUCCGGCACCCUCGAGGACCGCUGUGGCCAAUGUGGCGGCGCCAACGACUCGUGUCUGUUCGUGCAGCGCGUGUUCCGCGACGCCGGUGCGUUCUCCGGCUACUGGAACGUGACCCUGAUCCCCGAGGGCGCCAGGCACAUCCGCGUGGCCCACCACAGCCAGAACCACCUGGCUCUGCAGCGCAUCGAUGGGCGCUAUGUGCUGAACGGGGACGCAGAGCUGAGCGCUCCCGGCACCUAUGAGGCCGCCGGCACCCAGCUGGUCUACACCCGCCAGGGCCGCCAGGAGACGCUGCGGGCGGUCGGGCCCACCUCACAGGGGCUGCUGCUGCAGGUGCUCCUGCUCGAGCCCAACCCGGGGGUGCACUUUGAAUUUUGGCUCCCCCGGGAGCGCUACGGCCCCUUCCAGGCGCAUGCGCAGGCCCUGGGUUGGCUUCCCAGACCACGACAGCCGCAGCCCCGAGAAGUGGAGCCUCAGCCUGCGGAGACCCCCUUGGUCCCCGUAGCCAUCCCUGCCCAGGCUCCCACCCUGGCCCCAGACUCCUGCCCACCAUGCCCAGACACCCGUGGCCGUGCACACCGGCUCCUCCACUACUGUAGCAGCGACUUCGUGUUCCAGGCCCGGGUGCUAGACCGCCACCGCCAGGCCCAGGAGACCCGUUAUGAGGUCCGUGUCUUGCUCAUCUACAAAAACCGCUCACCGCUUCGGACUCGAGAGUAUGUGUGGGCACCUGGCCACUGUCCCUGCCCACCGAUGGCUCCCCACCGAGAGUAUCUGCUCGCUGCCAGGCGACACGUGAGCCGUGAUGGUACACAAGACCGGCUACUGCUGCCCCACGCUGGCUACACCCGGCCCUGGACUCCUGCUGAGGACAGCCGAAUCCGGCUAGCUGCCCGGCGCUGUCCAGUCUAAACCUCUGGAGGAUACUGACCAGGCUCCAUCUCAAAGUAUUUCCCUCUUCCUCUGGCUUCCAGGAAGCUCAGGAAUGAAUGAAUAGCUCAGACCUGCAGCCAUGGCAACCAGGAAACUCAUACAAUCUUUUAUUUUAUUUUAUUUUAUUUUAUUUUAUUUUAUUUUAUUUUAUUUUAUUUUAUUGAGACAAGGUCUCAGUACCCUGGCUGGCCUGGAACUCCAUAUGUAGACCAGGCUGGUCUCAAUCUCAGAGAUCCUGCCUGCCUCUGCCCCUACCAUGUGGGUCAAAGGUGUGUGCCACCAUGCCCACCUAGCUGUCUAUCCAUUUUUUGAAAGUCCUAUUCAGUUCAUUUUACAAUAACUUGAAAAAGAAGAGGACCACCCCUCCCAUCCCCAUUUCAUUCAGGCAUAGAUAGAGACUCAGGGUUACCCUGGUGGAGUGGCAGCCUCAGAGAUCCCCUCCAUUCCCACCUCCUAAUCUAGGCCUACCUCCCACCAGGGGGAUGGACCCUGUGUGGGACCAGGACAGGAAGUAUGUGAGGUUGACAGGCAGGUAGGAGAACCAAUGGGCCUUCUGACCUCAGGCUCCUGCCUAUGCUACAAAUUCAUCUCAGGCUUUGCACAUCAAAAGUGUCUGCAGAGGGGCCAUAUAGUCACUCAACAAACCCUCACCAGUGGGGUGUCCCUUCUGCUUCCUGUCCUUGCCACAGUGGUCUGUCAUUGGGUAUCAUCUAUGGCUGGGAACUGGAAGCCAGUGGUCUGCAGCUGCAACCUCCAGACCCCUCUGCUCAGUCUUGAAUUCCUACAGUGAGUAUUUAUUGAGCACCUACUGUAGGCCACGGACCCAGCAAAUCCUAGAGUGGCGUAGGACCUGGUUGUGUAUGAGUAGGUGGUCACUUUUGUCCCAUGGGACCUCCUUUAGUGGUCUUUUAUGACAUAGGGUGCAGAGAGAGCUCAAAAAAAUUACCCCCAAACCUUCCACACAAAGUGCAGCCAGUUUCUAAAGGUCCCCCCCUCCCCGUGGCUGGAGCCAGGAUAAGUGGCUUCCCUGGCUAGGCAGGGCCAUGGGGACACUACACCCACCAAAAGUGACACCAGGAGAGUGGGGCUCAGGGUCAGCUGAGGCCAGGACCCUGUGCCACGGGAUGGCAGUGAGGAAGGUACCCUGAGGAGGGGAGAGGUGGCCAACUGUACCAGGGUGAGGCUAUUGGGCUGCCUCGAAGCUGGGAGCUUGCAGCUGUUACGUGGGCAAGAGGCCUGGGGGUUCCCCUAAGCAGUGGCCACCUGGCAAUGCAGAGAUGCCUAGCCCGGCCUGGCAGCAUUAUUUCCGGUGCCUGACACACAACCAUUGCCCUAUUACUAGGAACACUACUCAUCUCAAACUUGGCUCUUUGCUCUAAAGCAAAUAAUAGAGAGAAAUUUUAAAUUAUUUUAUGUGUAUGAGUGUUUUGUCUGCAUGGAUGUAAGUGCACCCGCGUUGUGCAGUGGUCCUGGAAGUCGAAAGUAGAGCCAGGUAUAGGUGUAGUGGCACAUGGCUUUAACACCAGCACUUGGGAUGCAGGGGCAGGCAGAUCUCUGUGAGAUCGAGGCCAGCCUGGUCUACAUAGGGAGAUUGUAUCUCAAAAUAAAGAAGGUGGAGGGCCAUCAAGGUUUCAUGGA